AUGGAUAAUUUGUUAUUAUUUCCAGGUGUAUCCGUAUCAGUGAGCUGUUUCACUCUAGUCGCCAUAUCGCUGGAAAGAUACUUCGCCAUUUGCAAACCACUCCAUUCACGGUCGUGGCAGACGUUAUCUCACGCCUAUCUCACCAUAGCCAUCUGUUGGGUUCUGGCUGGAAUUGUCACCAUCCCGAUCGGCACCUAUACCAGACUGAGAUCGUUCCCCUCGUUGAACGUGUGCCGUGAGUUCUGGACCAGUAAACUAGCAGAGAAAAUCUACACUAUCAGUCUGGACAACAUACUCCUGCUUUUUCCUAUUGUCAUAAUGUCAGUGGCUUACGGCAAGAUAGUGAAAAAUCUCUGGGAAGGAAUACGGCUGGAGGCACAAGUGGAACGAGUUGAAUAUUAUAAAGAUUUAUAUCUUGCUCACGAAAAGUUUCUUCUCCAAAGCAGCGAAAUAACAAAGGAACAGAUUAGACUUGACCAGUUACUAAAGAUUACCAACGAAGGAGCCUCAGCAUAGUCAUUUGGUCUCCCACGCAACAAAAGCUGAGA
Molecule: messenger RNA, 548 nt
Organism: Octopus sinensis (East Asian common octopus)
Lineage: Eukaryota; Metazoa; Mollusca; Cephalopoda; Octopoda; Octopodidae
Product: cholecystokinin receptor-like
Exons: 2
Coding region: 1-516 (171 amino acids)
Biological process (GO): neuropeptide signaling pathway
Cellular component (GO): membrane
Molecular function (GO): neuropeptide receptor activity
Source: RefSeq, a predicted model, not a curated record